AUGGAGAAGCCAUCCCUUUCCCUUUUGCUACAAGUAGUACUGCUACUACUCAUUUUGUAUCGGUUCUUUGGCCGCUAUCGCGGCCACAAGUCCAGUAAACUUCCUCCAGGGCCAUACCAAUAUCCCAUAGUUGGAAACACGUUCCAGCUCAGAGGAAUUCUCCAUUCAACACUAUCAAAACUCUCCAAAACAUAUGGACCUUUGAUGUCAAUUAAGGUACUGAACAGAACAAUGAUUGUUGUAUCCUCACCAAAAGUAGCCAAAGAAUUAUUUCAAAAAUAUGAUCAUGUCUACACCUCAAAACUAGUCCCUGAUUCAGCCCGAGCAUUCGAUCAUCACAAGUUCUCUGUUAUCUGGUUACCAGCAAAUAGCAAAUGGCGCAAUCUUCGCAAGCUGUGCAAAGAACAACUUUUCUCCUCGGAGCGACUCAAUGCUAGUCAAGGGCUCCGUCAAGAAAAGGUGCAACAACUUUGUAAUUAUGUCCAUGGCUUUUGCAUUAACGGGGAAGCUGUUGAUAUACGUGAAGCUGCCUUCACAACAAUCGUUAAUGUUGUGUCCAACACUUUCUUCUCUGCUGAUUUUGGUCAUUACGAGUCAAAUUCAUCUCAAGAACUGAAAGAAAUUAUAUCCGCUGUGUUGGGCAUCAUAGCCAAACCUAAUCUCUCAGACUACUUUCUGGUGCUCCGAGCGAUUGAUCCGCAGGGUAUUAGGCGCCAGAUCAAGUUUUACUUCAGAAAAUUGCUUCAAAUAUUCGAUGAAAUUAUUAGUCAACGGCUAAAAGAACGAGAAAAAUCCCUUGCUUAUUGUCGGAGAAAUGACUUGUUGGAGGUCCUCCUUGACCUGACUCAGCUGCGCAAAACUGAAUGGAGCAUUGAGGACGCAAAACAUUUGCUUCUCGUGAAAUCAGACAUUUCUGCACUCCCAUACUUGCGGGCAAUUGUUAAAGAGACCUUUCGCCUUUACCCUCCUGUCAGCAUAAUGAGUCGCCACUACGAGGCCGACAUAGAAAUUGACCAGUAUAUUGUACCCAAAAAUGCUGUAGUACUUGUUAACCUUUGGGCAAUUGGUAGAGAUUCGAGCGUGUGGUCGAACCCUGAUUCAUUUGUGCCUGAAAGAUUCCUAGACAGUGAAAUUGAUGCCAAAGGCCAUCAUUUUGAGCUCCUUCCAUUUAGUACAGGCAGGAGAAUAUGUGUUGGGAUGCCGCUGGCCGACCGGAUGCUUCAUCUGAUAUUGGCUUCACUCAUUCAUAACUUUGAUUGGAAGCUUGAAGAUGGGAUGAAGCCAGAAGGUAUGGACAUGAGUGAAAAGCUUGGAACCACAAUGCAGAAGGCAGUACACCUUAAAGCCAUUCCAAUUAAAGCCACAAUGUGA
This is a messenger RNA of Coffea arabica (coffee), 1371 nucleotides long. RefSeq names its product cytochrome P450 76T24-like. Gene Ontology annotation, molecular function: heme binding; monooxygenase activity; iron ion binding. Lineage: Eukaryota; Viridiplantae; Streptophyta; Magnoliopsida; Gentianales; Rubiaceae. The record is from RefSeq and is a predicted model, not a curated record.